Molecule: messenger RNA, 924 nt
Organism: Mycena indigotica
Lineage: Eukaryota; Fungi; Basidiomycota; Agaricomycetes; Agaricales; Mycenaceae
Product: Hydrolase-4 domain-containing protein
Exons: 3
Coding region: 1-924 (307 amino acids)
Source: RefSeq, a predicted model, not a curated record
AUGUCCGUUAUCGAGCGCAAGGUCGUCCAGUCCGCAGACGGCACCGCGAUCUACGCCGAGGCCACGGGCGACAAGGGCAAGCCCGUGGCGGUGUUCAUCCACGGCUUCGCGAUGACGAGCAGCGCAUUUGACGGGAUCUUCGAGGACAAGGCGUGGACCAGCUGGGGGCACCUCAUCCGAUACGAUGUGCGCGGGAACGGCCGCAGCGGAAAGCCGACCGCAGACGCGGCGUGGGCGUCUGGGCGGUUGGCGGAGGACUUUGAUGCCGUGAUGGCGGCGUUUGGGGUCAGCGAUGCGCGGCCGUUUGUGGUGGGGUGGAGUCUGGGCGGGACGUACAUCACCGACAUCCUCGCUUCCCACCCGCCAUCCUAUCUCUCGGGCAUCGUCUACGCCGCCGCCCUGCCAUAUAUGGGCCCGACCCUCUCCCUCGUCGCCGCCCCGGCCGUGCUCUCGCUGCUCCCCGCGCUGACGCAGACAUCUGACGUCGACCUCUACCAGGCCGCCUCCCGCGAAUUCGUCGGGCUGUGCUAUGCCGCAUUCGACCUGGCCGCUGCGUGUGCCUCAGCGACCGACAGCGACGCGGACCACCGCACCGCGCUGGGCAUCCUCGGCGCGGCCCUCCUGCAGCCGCGCGCCGUGACGGUGCAGCUGCUGUCCCGCACGCAGGACCCCGGCCCGCUCCUCGCGGCCGGCCGGGCCGGGGCGCUCCCGCUGCUCGUGCUGAACGGCACGGAGGAUAAAGUAAUCCAGCGGCAGGCGGUGGUCGAUGCCGUGGACGGGUGGGACGCGAGGCAGCUGCGCGUCGUGGAUCUCGAGGGGGCGGAGCAUUUCCUGUGGCUCGGGACGGGGAAGGAGGCGUUUGGGAAGACGGUGCGUGGGUGGGUGGGCGAUGUCCUGGCCGCGGCGCAGCGGAUGUACCCAUGA